Symbiodinium natans is the source of this 3336-nucleotide messenger RNA. NCBI's taxonomy places the organism in Eukaryota, Dinophyceae, Suessiales, Symbiodiniaceae. The record is from the annotation of a GenBank genome assembly.
AUGGUGUUGCUGGAGGCUUUUGGUCUGGCAUCCGCAGAAAUCUUCCAGUACAACCGAGAGAACUUCCAGUUCGACAAUGAGCAGCGCAUCAGCAAAGACGUGCAGAAGUACAAGAUGCAGGUGGAGCGCUUCGAGUUGUUCCGGGAGGACAUCGAGGACCUGGUCAAGCUUACGGUGGACAAGAUGGACAUGUACCACCUGGUCUCAGCCGUGGUGCUGGGCUUCACCACCAGCGUCUUCACGGAGGGCCGCAUCUGGGGCGAGACGCCCCCGAGCUACAUCGCCGUCUACUUCAUGACUGUAGGCUCCGGCUGGCUGUAUCUGCUGAUGACCGUUUGGUUGAGCAUGUACGCCUCGAUCUCCUCCCACAGCCUCGGCGUGCGCCUCCGCACACGAUACGUGCGGCUGCCCAUCCCGAGCCUUCAGCAGCUCUACGGAAUCUCCUCCUCCUUGCAAGACUUCGAGCAGCAGGGUAUGCAGAAGAUGUUCCGCCUGCCCUUCGGGCCGCAGGGCACGCCGCAGUGGGACCGGAUGAACCGUGUCCCCGGCGCCGCCGCCGGUGCCGAGGAGUCCCAGCAAUCGCAGGCUGCGUCCUCCCAGGCCCCGCCCGGCCCCGUGGGGCCACCGGUGCCCCUGGCGCCCGGCGCAGCAGGUUCCGCAGGUCCCGGGGACAGAAUGCUGCGCCGUGCGGGCUCCCUGUCCUCCACGGGAUCGGAGGACCUCUUGGGCCUUGGCGAAGCCGGGUUCGGCCGCGAGCAGGUGCUUGAGCGCGCCGUGGAGACGGCAGCCCCGGCACAGCACGUACAGAUGUUCCGCAAGCUCCAGUCAAUGUGGCAGUGCUUUGACGCUUACGCUCGCGUCAGCAUGAGCCUGGGCGUGCACCAGAUUGUGCAGGCGAUCAACCUCUUCGUGUUGGGCUUGACCCUUGUUGAGACGCACUGCCCCUCGGUGGCCAUUGCCGUCACCCUGGCACUGCAGGCGGUGGCUUUCUCCCUGUCCUUCAUGGAUGUCGCCAGCCUGAAGCGGUGGCAGUGGGGCUGCAUGCUCGUCAUCUCGAGCGGGUGUUCCGUCUCGACGCUCAUCUCCCUGAUGUUCGCGAAGCUGUCGGAAGAACACAUGCCGGACAUCACGAAGCCGUUCCCCCUGGCCCCGAUCGGCUUCUGGUUUCAGGUCGUGUACUUCCAGCUGAUCCUGGAACUUGCGAGGCCGACGGACGAGGUCAUGUCCUUGCCAAGGAGAUUCCGGGCCGUCUUGUUCCUGGACGUCUUUGGCGACUCGAGCUACGACCCGACGGAUGCGGAGCACGCCCUGCCACCAGAUCCUUGGAGGCCCGGUGCGUCCCAGCGCAUGGCCCAGGACAAGAUCUUGGCUGCUUGCGACAACUUUUCCACAAUGGCGCAGAUGGCGCUGCGCCGCUGGGAGGCUCUCCCGGAGCCCUACUUGAAUGAGGAGGACCAAGUGGCGCUUGAGCAAUAUCGCAAGGAGUACACGCUGUCACGCAAGGCUCUGAUGGCGCACCUGGUCGAGCUCAAGCGCGAGCAGGGCGUGCCCUUCGAUGCGGAGGAGCGGGACCGAAUUGAGCUGAAGACCUGGGAUGAGCUGAACGACCUCGAGAAGGGCGAAGAUGUCUUCGCCGGCUACGUCAUCGGGCCGAUGCAGGUCGCUGCUGGCAAGUCGCAGAUCUACUUCUACGACCUGGAGUCAGGGGAAUGCAUCUACGACCGGGUGGGGCGGCGUCCUCUGCUCUCGUUGGACGACGUGGCCGGCCAUGUCGGCAGCUUUGUCCAAGCUGUCCGGAGAGUGUUCUCUGAUGCACAGCAGGCUGUGGACGAGUCUGAAGACGGCGAGUCUUUGAACACGCGCGGCGCGAGCCCAGGUCCCAGCGCAGGCGGCCUGGAGCCGGAGGGCAACCGCGGUCGCUCCAUUCAACGGCGGGUGACGCGGUCAAUGACGAAGCUUAUGGGACAGACCCGACUGCCUACGCAGGUGGACAACCUGCCAUGGAAGGCGCUCCAGCGACUGACGCAGGUCCUGCAGCUCUGCUGGAUCUUCCUUGCCAUCGCAGAGGGCUGCAGCAACUGGUUCCCGGAGACCUUUGGGGCCGACCUCUUCCGAGUGAGUUGGUCGGGGGAGGAAGAGGAAGAGAAGGGCCCCUACCAUGGAGAAUCGGAAGAGAAGUACGAGCAUGACGAGCACGAGAAGGAGAUCGAAGCUGAAGGACAUCAUGCAGGGCAUCAUGGAGAGCAUGCUGAAGGCGAGGCUGAGCAUGGGUCUGUUCCAGCAGGUGAACACGAGCCCGCCCAUGCCGAAGGGCUCCCGGACGGGCUGCCGGCGCAGGAGUACUCGCCAGCAGGAGAGCACUCGUCGCCUUACGGAUCAGGCCAUCCUAUCAGCUACGAAGGAGAGCUUGCCCCAGUGCCCGAGGGAACAGCUUCCCUGGAAGGAGGCGUGGGCCGCCUGCGGCGGCUCCGCUCGGAGGCGCCCCGGCGGAGCCCCUGGUGGCAGCGGCCCACCGAGGUGAAGUCAAUGUGGCCCCACGGCAUGUUCUUCCGGGCCUUGGCUCUGGCCGGCCUUCCUGGUCGGGGCUUGCUCGCCACCACUGCCUUCACGCUGUACCAGUCUUCCGAGCCCGGCCUGGGACAGAGUCCUUUGACCUGGGAGGCCUUACCGAGACCGCAGUUCCCAGCUUCGGCAGCGAUCUGCGACGAAGCUUCAGGCAACUCUUCGCAAGAUGCGUCUUCUCAUUGUCUGAUGCUCGCGCCGAGGACGGGGCUCCCUUUGCUCGCCUUCUGGCCCUUCGGCUCCCCGGAAGCUGCCGUGGAGCUUCCGCUUUCGCCAAGGCUGCCGUCGUGGACGACUGCCGCAGGCGCCGUGCUGCCCUGCCGCGACCUGCAGUCUCUGGGGCCUGUGGAAGCGCCGCGGUGCCUGCUGCUGGUAGGCUGGGAUGCCGCGCGCCUGCGCGUGGCUGUGGUGAAGCUCCCUGACGAGGGCCUUCGGCCCGCGCCCGACGCACAGGUGGCGGUGCGCUCAGAGGUGCCUCUGUCGGCCGCCGGCUGCGGUGCGGCGCCGGAUGCCUUGCACGUGGAGGCUACGGGCCGACUCUGGCUUGCCGAGACAGGGGCCCUGGCGGCCUGGCACCUGCCCUCAGGUGCAUUCCUCGGCCGCUGGCAGCCUUCCUGGGGUGCGUUUCGGCCCUCUUCCCUCUGCGUGCGCCGCGGUCGCCUGCUGGUUGCCGGUGCCGCAGGAUCUGGGACAUUCGGACGGCCUACCUUACUGAGCUUCAGGCCGAAUUUCACUGAAAGCCACAGUUCCACCGCACAAGUCGGCUACAAGUAG